CAUCACAGAUCCAAAGUCUUCUCCUUUAGCACCGAGUUUGCAAUUAGGGUCAUUAUGAAGUACAUCGUGAUCUGUGCCACAGUUUUUCUGCCUUCUUUAUUUGCUAUCCCACUAGAUUCUGGUGCUAAAGUUGGACCAAGUGCUGAAGACAUCAAAUUUCUACAAGUUUAUCUUGACAAAUUCUUCCCAACGUACCAUAAAGAUGGCAGCAGCCUGGAAGAGAGACUCAGACAAAUGCAGGAAUUCUUCCAUUUGACGGUCACUGGGAAAAUGGACAAACAAACCGUAAAUGUAAUGAAACGGCCCCGAUGUGGAGUCUCAGAUGUCUCAGAAGGGCAUAAAGCUGGAACAAGAAUCUGGAAUAAAAGAGUGCUCACAUACAGGAUUAAUAAUUACACUCCGGAUUUGCCAAGAAGCACGGUAAAUACAGCUAUAGCAAAGGCAUUCCGCGUUUGGAGUGAUGUGACUCCGCUGAGUUUCCAGAAAGUUUUCAGACCUGCUGACAUUGAAAUAUUUUUUGCACAUGGUGAACAUGGUGAUAAUAACCCUUUCGACCGCCAAGGAGGUGUUUUGGCUCACGCUUACUAUCCUGGACCAGGAAUUGGGGGAGAUGCACAUUUUGAUGAAGCAGAGAGAUGGUCAGAGUAUAACAGAGAGACCAACCUGUUCCUUGUUGCUGCACAUGAAUUUGGUCAUGCCUUAGGACUUAGCCAUUCUAAUGUCAUUGGCUCUUUGAUGUACCCAACAUAUACUUACACAAACCCAAACUACUUCCGUCUCCCAAGUAACGACAGACAAAGAAUUCAGAGAUUUUAUGGAACAAGGAAAUGAAACCAUUGAAGAACCUAUUGUAUUUAAAUGUCAUGGAAGAAUUUAUAUAUUGCACAAGUUUACAACAUAGUAAAAGCAGCAAAAGUUUGGUUGCCUGCUUGAUAAUGGGGGAAAACGAGUAGACUGAACUUUUGUUAUGGAAGCUACGUUGGUUGUUGAUUAGCUUUCUGGUCCAAUUUAAAAUGCAUGGUGUGCAUGUUUAAUGGUCUACAAUCCAACAUCAAACCAACACCAACCUUGUUGGCAUGCAGGGAAACCACCAAGAUCUGGUUAUAUCAGAAAUCCUUUGGGGAUUGAUAUAUGUUAGAUUCCGUCUCUCAGUUAUUAAUUUGGGGAUCUGGUUAUUUUCUUUUCCUUCUAAUUAUUCCUUGUAAUGGGAUAUGUUCUUUGGAUGUUUUUGUACCUACACCUAGCUAAUAAAUUACCCAACCGUUUCUUAUGUUGUGAUCUAGGAAGCCUUUGUAUUUUCUUCUGUGUGUAAUAAAGUCUAAUCGGAGGACAG
Protobothrops mucrosquamatus (brown spotted pit viper) is the source of this 1333-nucleotide messenger RNA. Its product is annotated as matrix metalloproteinase-18. Gene Ontology annotation, cellular component: extracellular matrix. The record is from RefSeq and is a predicted model, not a curated record. The transcript has 6 exons. Gene Ontology annotation, biological process: proteolysis; collagen catabolic process; extracellular matrix organization. Bases 55 to 831 code for a protein of 258 amino acids. Lineage: Eukaryota; Metazoa; Chordata; Lepidosauria; Squamata; Viperidae. Gene Ontology annotation, molecular function: zinc ion binding; metalloendopeptidase activity.